AAAAGUAGUGGUUGGGGAGAAAGGGGAGCGCAGCUUUCAGCAUUAGGGCAACGAAAAAAAUUCUUUCAGUCAUUUGGUUGAACAGUUUGAUGAUGAAAUAUAGACUUGUAAUUUCCUUGUUCCUUCGUGGUCAUCUCACUCCCAAUUUGCCAUCUUUUCUUCUUCGAUCCACCAGUGGUGUUUUCGUUCCCCAUGCUAGUUUCCUACAUGGUGCUCUCUCAAGGUCUACUUCUGGAAUCAGGUUCUCUACUUUUACUUCCUCAAGCAAUUCACAUGAUGGCAGUGAUUAUGAACAUGAAGAUACUACUGAUACUGACCCUUCACUAGAUUAUAACGAACUAUAUUCUGAUUUUUCCAAAGAAGAUGUUGAAACAAUUGAAGCCAUUUUCAAACAACCCGGAACCCAUGUGCAUAACAAACUUGAGCAAUGUGGUGUAAGGCCCACACGCAAUCUAGUUACUGUCAUUCUUUCUCGUGCACGAAAUAAUUGGGAAGUUGCAUUCACUUUCUUCAUAUGGGCCAGUAAACAAACAGGUUAUGUGCACUCUGUGCGUCAAUACCAUUCUAUGAUAUCUAUACUUGGAAAAAUGAGGAAGUUUGACACUGCAUGGUCACUCAUUGAGGAAAUGAGAGGUGGUAAAGAUAGACCAUCUCUUGUGAAUCCUCAGACACUCUUGAUCAUGAUAAGGAAAUACUGUGCUGUACAUGACGUCGGAAAAUCUAUCAGUACUUUUUAUGCAUUUAAACGGUUUAAUUUAGAUAUUGGAAUGGAAGAAUUUCAAGACCUUUUGUCUGCCCUUGCUCGCUACAAAAAUGUAAAAGAUGCCGAGCACUUGCUUUUUUGCAAUAAGAAUGUUUUCCCGUUGAAUACCAAGAGUUUGAAUAUCAUUCUCAAUGGAUGGUGUCUUGCCCUUGAUGAUUUAAGUGAGGGAAAGAGGAUUUGGAGGUUGAUGAAGGAAAAAAGGAUUCCUCGUGAUAUUUUUUCGUAUUGUAGUAUCAUGUCUUGCUAUUCGAGGGCUGGUAGACUCAAUGUUGUGCUUAAGCUUUUCGAUGAGAUGAAAUUGUGUGGGGUUGCACCUGAUGUUAAGGUUUAUAAUGCUGUCAUUCAUGCUCUUGCAAAAGGCAGGUUGGUUAAACAAGCUAGGAGUGUGAUGAAGAUGAUGGAAGAGAAUGAUCUCGCUCCAAACGCUGUUACUUAUAACUCAUUAAUCAUGCCUCUCUGCAAAGCUCAAUUACUAGAUGAAGCUCAAGAGAUCUUCAAUGAAAUGAUUCAACGAGGCAUACAUCCUACUGUCCGAACUUACCAUGCAUUGCUUCGUAGCCUGAGGACAGGGGAAGAGGUGUUCGAGCACUUGCAGAAGAUGAACACGAUGGGAUGUAUUCCAACUCAUGACACUUAUAUAAUGUUAAUCCGGAAGUUUUGCCGAUGGUGCCAACUUGAUAAUGUUUUCAUGUUGUGGGAUAAGAUGAGCAAGAUCGGCUUGGACCAUGAUCGAAGUUCAUAUAUAGUGCUGAUACAUGGACUCUUUUUGAAUGGGAAGCUGGAGCAGUCGUACAAAUACUAUCAAGAAAUGAAGCAAAAAGGUUUACUGCCGGAGCCCAAGAUAGAUGAAAUGCUUCAAGCUUGGGUGGCUGGCAGGAGAGAUUCUCAAGAGAAUAAAGUAACAUGUCAUCAGGAGAACAAAAAGGUGGUCAAAUUUGAAAAAGCUGAUAAAGAAAGGGAUUUCCAUAAAAAACCUGAAAUGAGAAAAGUUAUGAGAGAGCGUGGCUUUUCUUUCUGGGAUCAAUAGAUUGAAUGUUGAUUAUAAAAUUACGGUUGGGAAUCUGGCUCGGGUCACUGUACAUACAGGUCUCGGGGUUCUCAUGAGUUAAAGUGAAGAGGAGAUGCAGUGAAUGACUUGUCUAUAGAGGUACUAAGAGUAAUAACUUUCUUGCAUUACAUGGUGGGGUUUGUGUUUUUUCCUGUAACUAGUGCAAGAAAAUUUAUUUUGGUUGAUAAGCCAAUAUGGUGAGUAACUGUUUGCUUAGAUUGGGCAAUGCGUUUAAGCUGGGACUCCAGAAUCCAUUUUGGGGGCAGAAAGCAGGCUUGGAGAUUAUGUAGAAAUUUCGGUUGCCCAACAGAGAAUGUGGUUUCGCAAUUCGAAAUUCUUCUAUUCUGUGGCAUCUGCAGGAUGAACUGACUUGCAUGUGCUUGAAGCGCCUGCAACUUUAGCAGCAGCAAAGGCAAAUUUGUUUGUAAUAGACCAGAGAAAGAACUUUUCAAUAGUUGGUGCCCUUUCUCGUGCAUUUGCUAUACCAUCAUUAUCAGGGCCUGCAUUUUAGGUCUGCGGCGCGGCUAUCUCAUUGAUCUGCUGAUAUCUGAGCCUAAUCAAGGUUCAUUAGACAUUGAUUGUCAGAAAGCAGUUACAGCUAUUUGCAGUUCAAUAAUUUUUCUAUGUUCCUCAAGUAUAAUGACCUCAAGGCAUCACACAUCUGCUGGCACUGCCCCUCAUCUGUCCUUUGUUAAAUCUAUCUGUGAGGUACAGCUUGGAAUUUCAGCAGAUACUUCUGAAGAGUAUGUUUCCUGAACUUUGAUGUUCUUAUUAACUAAAUCAAGUUACAAUUGCUGCAGCAUUAUCUUGUAUAAAUGACACGUAAUUGGUUUAGUGUUAUUGAAUUUCUCUGAUUUAUAAAAGAAUAACAAAUAUCAAGUUUUUGUACAAAAAUUUGCAGCCUCUAAUUUAGAGGAGAAGGGUAGUGAAGAGGGCCCCUUCUCAAACCCUGUGCUGCUGGCCUUCGGAAAUUUUGCAGUUAUCAAAAACAAGUUCGCACUAGCUGCUGUCAUAUAAAUCACUACAUAUAAUGUGCUGAAUUUCUGAAGUUGAUGAUCCCUCUCUUGCUGUAUUUUAAAAGUGCCUAGCUAAUGUAGGGGGGGAAUGAAAUUUGCUAUUAGUUGGAGAUUUCCAUUAAGGCCUAAUUUGCAUGUGUAGAACUGAAUUGAUGAUUCCAUGGUUUCAUUUAUCACUUUUCUGAUCACUGGAAAAUUAUUUAGUGUAAUAGCUAGGUAUUUUCUAAAAGUGAUUGACAGCUCAACUCAUUAUGUAGCUCACUUUUGGUAUUGUUAUCUUUCUGUUACUAGUAGUCUUGUGAUUUGUGAGUAUUCUCAACUUCCCCCUGCAGUCAUGGCAAAAUAGCCUUCACUUUUCUGUUUCUAAGGUCAAGUGUUCAAUUACAGUGUCAUGUUUUUUCUGCUGGUCAGGCCCCCCUGAGGAACACAGGCUUACUUGCUUGCAUACACCCUCCGUUGCAUUUGAUUGACAGGAAAGCUAGGAGGAUAAGUGAUUUUUAAUUUAUUGGCUCUUCGUGCUUUUCAAUCAAGUGACUAACAGGAAAGUUCUAGACUGCAUUUGGUAUCUUUCCCACAGAAAAGGUCUCCCAGAAAGUAAACUUUCAAAACUAAGGAGGAGAAAGAGAAAAAUUGUAGACUAACUACUCACUGUAUUUGUAUUUAAUUAUGUGAUUUUUAAUUUAUUGGCUCUUCGUGUUUUUAAUUAA
Messenger RNA from Solanum tuberosum (potato), 3534 nucleotides. RefSeq names its product pentatricopeptide repeat-containing protein At5g15010, mitochondrial-like. Gene Ontology annotation, molecular function: protein binding. Lineage: Eukaryota; Viridiplantae; Streptophyta; Magnoliopsida; Solanales; Solanaceae. The record is from RefSeq and is a predicted model, not a curated record. Bases 90 to 1790 code for a protein of 566 amino acids. The transcript is spliced from 2 exons.